AUUCCUGCCCAAGAUCCCAAGAUCCAGCCCUGCCCUCUGCCACUGGCAGCCAUUCCCUGGCUCCUCUUUCUGCCUCCCCAUGUAAAAAGUUCCUCUCCAGCCUUCUCAGAUCAAUGGUCCAGUGUCAGUCUGUAACUGGACGAUUUCAGAGGUCUGGAUGAGGUUUCUUAAACUGCCCACAGACAGACCCAAAGCCACAGAUCCAAAGAAUCAUGGAAUGGUUUGGGUUGGAUAAUCACCAGUUCCAGCUCCCUGCUAUGGGCAGGGACACACUCUACCAGACCAGGUUGCUCCAUCCAGCCUGGUCUGGAUGCCUGACACCUCAAGCACCCCGGCUUUGCCUUCCUGAGCAUGGGAGCACAGCUUCCCUGGAGGCCUGGAAGGCAGGAGAGCGGCUGUGCAGGUGACAGCCAGAUUCCAGGUGUGCCUGUAGCCACACCUCGGCCCGGGGGAUGUUGCUGAUGGGGCUGUGACACGGCAGGGUCCUGCUGUCCUUGUGCACGGCUUUUAAUUCCCAGCAGGGAGAGAUCACUGAAGGGCUCACAUGGACAGAGCAGAUGAACCUGCUGACAGCUGCAGCCCACCCUGCCAACCCACACAGCUGUUCCUGGAGACCUGGAGCUGAGGAGGAGACCUCUGCUUCACUGCCACCAUCCCUGCAAGCGUCCCAGGCCUGGCUGGACUGGGCUUGGAGCAAGCUGGGAUAGUGGAGGGUGCCUAUGGCACAUGGAACAAGCUCAGUGCAGUGACCACUGCCCGGCCAGCCCCCGGCGGGGACCCCCGGCCAGCCCAGCCAAUGGCCCCGCUGGAGGGGCCGGGCAGCGCCGGGACAGGGGAUAAAAACCCGGCAGGGUCUGUGCUCAGCUCCAGGCUCUGUGUCCAGCCCAGCAAAGCCAUCACCAUGGUGCACUGGUCAGCUGAGGAGAAGCAGCUCAUCACCAGCGUCUGGGCCAAGCUCAGCGUGGAGGAGUGCGGCGCCGAGGCUCUGGCCAGGCUGCUGAUCGUCUACCCCUGGACCCAGAGGUUCUUCUCUAACUUCGGGAACCUGUCCAGCCCCACGGCCAUCAUCGGGAACCCCAAGGUGCGUGCCCACGGCAAGAAGGUGCUCACCUCCUUCGGGGAGGCCAUCAAGAACCUGGACAACCUCAAGGGCACCUACUCCAAGCUGUCCGAGCUGCACUGCGACAAGCUGCACGUGGACCCCGAGAACUUCAGGCUCCUGGGGGACAUCCUGGUCAUCGUCCUGGCCACGCACCUCGCCAAGGACUUCACCCCUGCCUGCCAGGCCACGUGGCAGAAGCUGGUCGGGGUGGUGGCCCACGCCCUGGCCCACAAGUACCACUAAAGCCUCGGGAGGAAUCUGUGUCUGUGACAAGCAAUAAAAACUACAUUUUCUGCAAUUCUUUGUGUUC
Molecule: messenger RNA, 1412 nt
Organism: Poecile atricapillus (Black-capped chickadee)
Lineage: Eukaryota; Metazoa; Chordata; Aves; Passeriformes; Paridae
Product: hemoglobin subunit rho
Exons: 4
Coding region: 797-1345 (182 amino acids)
Biological process (GO): oxygen transport; hydrogen peroxide catabolic process
Cellular component (GO): blood microparticle; hemoglobin complex; haptoglobin-hemoglobin complex
Molecular function (GO): oxygen binding; organic acid binding; haptoglobin binding
Source: RefSeq, a predicted model, not a curated record